AUGCCGUUCCAAGAGCAUACUUAUGAAUGGAAUAUCACAGAAGAAGUAGGGCCAACAUCAAGUGAUCCUCAGUGCCUUACCUAUACUUACUCUUCUGAUGUUGAUAUUGUAAAAGAUAGGCAUGCAGGACUGAUUGGAGCGCUGCUCAUCUGUAAACCUGGUAGUUUAAAUGAUAAUGGACAGCAGAAUAAAUUUCAUGCAGAAUUUGUUUUAUUGUUCUCUGUGUUUGAUGAAAGUGAGAGUUUGUAUAAUAAGAAAAAUACUCCAAUCAAAAUGUAUUCUAUCAAUGGAUUUACUAAUGGCACUUUACCAGAACUUAGUGCCGAUGUUUAUGGAAUGAUUAGUUGGCAUCUGAUUGGCAUGAGCUAUGAUCCUGAAAUUUUCUCUGUACAUUUUAAUGGCCAAGUCCUCUUGCAAAAUAACCAUAAAGUUUCAUCCAUUAGCCUGAUUCCAGGCUCUUCCAUCACUGCUGAAAUGUUUCCCAGUGAAGUUGGAAAAUGGCUGGUUUCUUCUCAAGUUCAGCACCAUCGCCAGGCUGAAUUAUAUGGAUAUCUCAACAUCAAACAAGGCACCAUUAAUAAAACUUCCAAGGGAUAUCGUUCAAGGAGAUUAACAGGAAGAAUUCGCGAGUAUUUUAUUGCUGCAGAAGAAGUGAAUUGGAAUUAUGCCUCUGAAAUUCCAAGCUAUUUUGACAGUGAUUUCAGUUCUAAGUAUUUGAAAAAAGCAGCAAACCGUAUUGGCAAAAUAUAUAAAAAAGCAAUAUAUGUAGAAUACACAGACAGAACGUUCACUCGGCGUAAAAUAUCAGAAGAAGAUAAAGCUACAUCUAUUCUACAAGAUGGAAUUGGAGUACCUAUUAUCCGAGGUGAAGUCAGAGACAUAAUUAAGGUAUACUUUUGCAGGAUCAUUCAUCUUGUGGUGGUAUUGUGUUCCCUGUCCACAGAGCCCUAAACUCACAAGAAGAUUUUAAGUCCAAUCCGUGGGCUAUCUGGGUACCCUCACUAUAGGGAAGUUAUACUGUGUCCACAUAAUCUUCAAACUCUAGCUUACUUCCCUAUUCUGACCCUGCGGCAAGGUCUAGCUAACAGUAUCUACUGCUUGAGUGGUGGGACCCCCUCUUUACCAAGGAGGACAUACUUCUAGCUAGUGAAGUAGUUUAAGCACUGUUUAUUUUAUUUUUAAUGAUACAUAGUUAAAUUUGGAAAAAUAAUUCUUAACACACAUUUAACACUCACAGAGGAUUUCUGUUUUGUAAAAUAUUUCAAAAAUAUUAAUGAUUUACAAACACAGGUCCAAUUCUUACAAACAAAAAACAUACCAAUGAGUUGCAGAUGAAUGAGUCAUCUGUUGCAGAAACUGAAGCUGAGGGAUGAGUUUUAGUUUUGACUGUCACCCCGUCUUUCUGUCAUUCCUAACCAUUAUGAGUGCUUCCUGAUAUUUAUAAUGUCCUGGUAUUAGAUGACAUCAUCUGCAUGUGAUGUUUUUCAGUUACCUUUUCUGGGACAAAGUAAUUUACACAGAUGGUGUAAAACCUAUGAUGACAAUGGUGCAAAUAAUUUAGCUGUAAUUGCCUGUUUUAAUGUAGGCCAACCAACAUAGCUCCAUUUUCUUGCGUUUAGCGAAUGCAGAGAAGAAUUUUCAUUGUUGUUUC
Hypanus sabinus (Atlantic stingray) is the source of this 1651-nucleotide messenger RNA. RefSeq names its product coagulation factor V-like. The record is from RefSeq and is a predicted model, not a curated record. Bases 1 to 951 code for a protein of 316 amino acids. The transcript has 5 exons. NCBI's taxonomy places the organism in Eukaryota, Metazoa, Chordata, Chondrichthyes, Myliobatiformes, Dasyatidae.